AUGCUUUACAUCCGGCAACUUGAACAAAUUAAACAUGAAUUGGAGUAUAUAAAUAGCAGCACCACUCUUCCCUUCAUCUUCCAAGAUCGAACAAUGGCGAGAUUUGUAUUACUUUGCUUCUUUCUCCUUUGCCUUGUCGGAUCUAUUCACUGUGAUGACUCAGGUUUUGAUUUCAAGGAGUCACUCGACUCCCUGGGAUCACCGUUGUUAGACAGUUUUGCAUUUGAUACGUCUACCGGGUUACCUCCAUAUAUGGGUCCUCAAGUUGGGCUAAAAGAACAGAAUAAGAUUACAACUUUGCCUGGACAGCCGGAUGGAAUAAACUUUGAUCAAUAUUCGGGAUAUGUUACGAUAGAGGCUGAUGCAGAACGUGCAUUGUUUUACUAUUUUGUUGAGUCUCCUCAAAACUCUUCUACUAAGCCACUUGUGCUGUGGCUAAAUGGAGCGCCCGGCUGUUCUGCAUUUGGACUUGGAGCAUUGAUGGAGGUCGGGCCAUUUAGAGUUGGCAAAGAUGGCAAAACUCUGUAUCAAAAUGAAUAUGCAUGGACUGAUGGUGAGCUCUUCGAGUUUCCUAUAAAUCUUAUUAUGAGUACUUCAAACUUCAAACUAUUCAAUAUGCUAACUAAUAUAAUGAAUUUAAUAUUUGAACUUCUCUUAGUUGCCAAUGUCAUCUUCCUUGAAACUCCUGCUGGUGCUGGAUUUUCGUACUCAAAUAGAACAACAAAUUACAAGCUGAGUGGAGACAACGUUAUUGUGCGGGAUUCAUAUACCUUCUUAGUUAAUUGGUUCGAAAGAUUUUCCGAAUACAAGACUAGAGACUUCUUUAUCGUAACAGAGGGCUAUGCAGGCCAUUACGCACCCAAGCUUGCUCAGCUAAUACUUGAUAACAACAAGCAUACAAGUCAAGCCACAAUCAAUUUGAGAGGGAUUGUUGUAAGUUUCCAUACAUACAUGUAA
Messenger RNA from Ilex paraguariensis (yerba mate), 957 nucleotides. The record is from the annotation of a GenBank genome assembly. NCBI's taxonomy places the organism in Eukaryota, Viridiplantae, Streptophyta, Magnoliopsida, Aquifoliales, Aquifoliaceae.